UGACACGGACUCAGAUUCUAUCAUUCUGGGAAGUGAAACUCACAGACAGAUCGAUCACUUGGAAAAUCGAAGCCUCCAGUUCGUACAAUAAUGCGCACCUUAAAUGCAGUGAUGACGGCCCGGAUGCUGCUGGUCCGGAACUCGGGUCUGAAAAGCGAGGCCAUACCCUUUGGAGAUGUCUGGUGGUUUAUCUACGCCGGGUUCUCCUGCUUCCUCGUCCUCUUCGCCGGAAUGAUGUCCGGGUUAACGUUGGGACUCAUGUCCCUCGGCCUCGUCGACCUCGAGAUUCUCCAGCGAAGUGGCACUCCCACCGAGAAAAAACAAGCAGCGGCUAUACUUCCGGUGGUUCAGAAGCAGCAUCAGCUGCUUGUCACUUUGCUUCUGUGUAAUGCUGGAGCUAUGGAAGCGCUUCCUAUAUAUUUGGACAAGAUUUUCAAUGAGUAUGUUGCUAUAAUUCUGUCUGUCACGUUUGUGCUGUUUUUCGGAGAAGUUAUUCCACAAGCAAUUUGCACUAGAUAUGGACUGGCUGUAGGUUCCAACUUGGUAUGGAUUGUCCGUGGUUUGAUGCUUAUUUGCUACCCAAUUGCUUAUCCUAUUGGAAAGGUCUUGGAUUGUGUUCUGGGACAUAAUGAAGCAUUAUUUAGGCGAGCUCAGUUAAAGGCCCUUGUCUCCAUCCACAGCAAGGAGGAGGGCAAAGGCGGUGAACUUACACAUGAUGAGACAACAAUAAUCAGCGGAGCACUGGAUUUAACUGAAAAGACUGCUGAGGAGGCUAUGACGCCUAUUGAAUCAACCUUUUCCUUAGAUGUCAAUUCAAAGUUGGACUGGGAAGCAAUGGGAAAAGUUCUUGCUCGGGGGCAUAGUCGAGUUCCCGUCUAUUCUGGGAAUCCAAGGAAUAUUAUUGGACUUCUCCUGGUGAAAAGUCUUCUCACUGUACGACCUGAAACAGAGACCCCUGUCAGUGCUGUUUCCAUCCGUAGAAUCCCAAGAGUUCCUGCAGAUAUGCCACUGUAUGAUAUAUUGAAUGAGUUUCAAAAGGGCAGCAGUCAUAUGGCCGCUGUGGUAAAGGUCAGAGGGAAAAGUAAGGCUCAUCCACCUACGAUUGAGGGAGAAAAAGAGGAAGGAAGAAAAAUUGGUGGCAUGGAUACCGAACUGACUACUCCAUUGCUAUCCAAGCAGGAUGGAAAGUCAGAUCAUGUUGUUGUUGACAUACCCAAGAUACCAAAGCCCACUAAUAUUAAAAAGGAAGUUCUCUUACACAAUAAUGUUGGAGAAGCAAAUGGACCCCAUUUGUCAGAGGAUAUCGAAGAUGGUGAAGUAAUUGGUAUCAUCACGCUGGAAGAUGUAUUUGAAGAACUCCUGCAGGAAGAGAUUGUCGAUGAAACGGAUGAAUAUGUUGAUGUACAUAAAAGAAUACGCGUUGCUGCAGCUGCAGCUGCUUCAUCAGUGGCGAGAGCUCCAUCACUGCGGAGGUUAAAUGUCAACAAGGGACCAGGGAGUGAACAGCACAAAUCAGCCAUAUCCAGUGGAGCCCAAGCUAAGCAAGUAACCCCGAAGAAAUCUACUGAUGAUUUGGCAACAAGGUCGCAUGUAAUUUCCACCGAUGGAAACAAGAGAUGAUUAAUCUGUUUCAUUCUUGUAGUCUGAUCUCAGGAAGUGGCUUUGUCCUUGCAUCCAGGAAAAAAGGUAUUUUUCUGGUUAUCUCUGGUAUUGGGUGCGGGGUCCUGGAAUUCAGAGAUAUCUGGGAUUCUACAUAGAGAUGCAGAGAGUAUGAUCAAUCAUCCGGUAACAUGCUCAGCAGUAUUUAAAUCUCAAACUCUUUUUGGUUUUUACUUACAUGUUAGGUCCAAAGGUGCCUCUUAAGCUGGCACUAUCUUUUUGUUGAAAAAAACUGUAUCUGAAGAAUAGUCAAUAAGUUCAGUUAUCCAAGAGUUCAUAAUAUACAAGGACCCUGUACAAGGACCUUUUAUUGAAUAUUGAAAUGACCCCGCCUUUUAUUGAAGCUAGAACUCAUAUUAA
This is a messenger RNA of Fragaria vesca subsp. vesca, 2019 nucleotides long. Its product is annotated as DUF21 domain-containing protein At4g14230-like. Gene Ontology annotation, biological process: magnesium ion homeostasis. Lineage: Eukaryota; Viridiplantae; Streptophyta; Magnoliopsida; Rosales; Rosaceae. The coding region runs from base 91 to 1620 and encodes 509 amino acids. The transcript has 13 exons. Gene Ontology annotation, cellular component: intracellular membrane-bounded organelle. The record is from RefSeq and is a predicted model, not a curated record.